Rotaria sp. Silwood1 is the source of this 630-nucleotide messenger RNA. The record is from the annotation of a GenBank genome assembly. NCBI's taxonomy places the organism in Eukaryota, Metazoa, Rotifera, Eurotatoria, Philodinida, Philodinidae.
AUGAAUGAACAAAUGAGUUUACCUCCUAAGUUACGUCUCAAAAGUGGAGCACUAAUCAGAUAUUUCAAUGAUUCAAUGGAAGGUACUCAAUUAUUAUAUAAAAACAAUCAAGAUUUUCUUUCAUUAUUUGCUAAUGAUCGUUCUGUAUUACUUAACAAUACAAUAAAAUAUAUAACAGCUCUUUCAACAAAUUUUAUUUAUCAUUUGAUUGGAUUAUUAAGUUAUCCUGCUUUUUAUAAUACUGUUGCACUCAUUACUCAUCCAUCUGUAGAACCUGCUGCUAAAUGUUUAGCGAAAACAAUUCAGUUUGAUAUAAUUGUAAUGAAAUUAUUUCUUGUUAUUGUUUCUUUUUCAACUAUAAAUUAUACCACUUAUUCAAAUAUACCUCCAAUAAAUGUAUUAAAUAUCAAACAAGUUCUAGAUAUUCAAGAUAAAUAUAUUGAAUUAUUAUGGAGAUAUUUAUUAUACAAAUACAAUUAUGCACAAGCUGUUAUAUGUUGUUUGAAUAUGAUAAGAUGUUUAUUUGUUGUUACGGAGGGAAUUUCUAAAUCAGACAAUUUGCAAUUCUUCAACGACAAAGUGAAGCAUCUUAUUGAAGAAACUGAACAAAGUCUUAAUCGUAAUGAUUAA